Molecule: messenger RNA, 1370 nt
Organism: Pocillopora damicornis (cauliflower coral)
Lineage: Eukaryota; Metazoa; Cnidaria; Anthozoa; Scleractinia; Pocilloporidae
Source: RefSeq, a predicted model, not a curated record
UCUAAAACGUGUAUGAUUCCACUCAACGUGCAAAAACGAAUAGACUUCAGAGUAAUGGAACUGUUGCCUUAGAUUUUUCCCUGAUUCUCUUAACAUUUAAUAUUAGAAUUCUGGUACAAUAAAUACUGAAAUGUUUCUUUACCCGCGGGAAAGUACGAGGUCUUUUUCGGCACGAGAAUGUAUGAUGUUACGAUGCUAUAAAGAGGAAGUUGUAAUACAUCAUAAAAUGAAUCAUAAUUUAGUUAAAAGACCGGUCCCAUAAUUCCUUUGUGGACUGAUUCAGACAGAAAAACAAACAUCUGCGUGGAAGUCGACUAAGAAAUCUUGUUCACAAAAGGUGCUUACUAAUCAUUUGGUUCUUCUAAAAGUUCCGUGAGAAUUGAAACGGAGACAGUUGAGAUAUGAGGCGAGCAAUUCAGAGGCGUGAAGUAAUUUCAAAGAAGCAGACGUUAACAAUUGCAUGUAUUUGUGCUUUUACGGCAUUGAGAAUGUUCUUUACAUUUUUCUUCUUCGUCACAAGCAUUAUUUGCAUUGUGAAAUUAGGAAGCCGCAUCGAAAAGUGCAAAGGCCAAGUCAGUUUUUCUCAGAAAACGAUCGAUGCUCUCGACACUACCAGCACUUUUAUCGAGACAACUUUUUCGUCGCUCUUGAUCUUUCUUCUCUAUCGCUGGAAAUGGUUUCACUUCAAAAAUUUCCUCAAGGCUCUGCCAAAACGGCGAAGGGCUUGGUCGUGGGCCAUCUUGUGGAUUUUGCGUAUUGUCACGAACGUUCUCAUCGAUAUUAUCCCGUCCGUUAAGAAUGGUAACUAUAUGCUGGUCGUGCUCGGCAUUUCAUUGAGCUUCGAAUUCUUUUCAACAACUAUUUUUGCCUGUGUGAUUCAGUUUGUCUUCCUCACCGAAGUCACAAGAUGGAUCAAUCUUUACAUCACGGAUGCCAAAUGCUAUUUCAUAUGGCUUUACCGGAUUGUCUUACUUACGUACGGCUUCCGACUGCUCUCACUAUUCCUGUAUGAUUCCUUUUUGGUUGCCAGGCACAUAGUACGGGAAAGUGAAUAUAAGUCAUAUGACCAAAUUUUGCUGUUUUUGGAUGCUGGUUACAGAGGCAGUCUAUCGUAUUUCUUUUUCGGAAAAUUUUUUGAGUUUUCUAUCCCGGAAGAAGAGAAAGUUGUUCGGGAAGUUCAACUGGAAGAACCAAAUGAAGAGCGAGAAGCUGAAGGACGAGGAGAAAUCAGAGGUGACCCAGAAAAUGAUAAGGAACUCGAUUCCUUGGCAUUAUCAGAGGAAUCACUUCUGGCCUGAAAUCAGCACGAUAACAUUUGUAAAGAUAACAAUAUGUCUUGAGAUGCAAUUUGGAAUGCAAUUUGGAAUGCA